GAUAAUGAAGUCUAUUGAUUCUAUUCUCCUCCGAAGAUUAAGUCCAUGAAGCACCGAUUUCGGUGAAUUAAUUUUUGGAAUGAAUUUUUGCUAUUUUUGGCCAAUUUUUUUCGAAAGGGCAUUUUCCUUGGAUUUUGAAGGCUACAUAUCACGGAUUCGGCCUGAGGCUAUUUUUCGACGAUGAUUAAGUUCAUUAAGCACCAAUUUUGACAGUUUUCUUUCACGUCCAAUUUUGGCAGACUCCAAUUGGGUACCAUCAUGAUUUCGGGCGAUUUUCCCGAAAUGUCAUUUUCUUUUGAUUUUGAAGGCUACAGAUCACGGACUCAUCACGAGGCCAUUCUCCACAUAUAAGAAGUCUAUUGAUCCUAUUCUCCACCAAAGAUUAAGUCCAAGAAGCACUGAUUUGGGUGAAUUCAUUUUCAGAUGACAUUUUCUCAAUUUUAUGGGGGUUUUUUCAAAAGGUCAUAUUCCUUGGAUUUUGAAGGCUACAUAUCACGGAUUCAACCUGAGACUAUUAUUCAACGAUGAUUAAGUCCAUUAAGCACCGAUUUGGAAGGAUUUCUUCCAGGUCCACUUUUGGCAGACUCCGAAGGGUACCAUCACCGAUUUCGGGCGAUUUUCCCUAAAUGUCAUUUUCUUUCGAUUUUGAAGGCUACAGAUCACGGAUUCAGCCCGAGGUUAUUCUUCACAGAUAAUGAAGUUUAUUGAUCCUAUUAUCCACCGAUGAUUAAGUCCCUGAAGCACUGAUUUGAAGGAAUUCAUUUUCGGAUGGCAUUACCACAAUUUUUUGGGAAUUUUUUUCGAAAUGCCAUUUUCCUUGUAUUUUGAAGGCUACAAAAUACGGAUUCAUUCUGAGACUAUUCUUCAACGAUGAUUAAGUCGAUUAACAUUAAAAAAAAUUGUCAAAAUAUGUGAUAGAUAGUCUUCAAAAUUGAUGAAAAAUAGCAUUUUAAAAAUAAAUCAAAAUCUGUGAUGCAAUAAGCUUCAAAAUCGGGAAAUAAUAACAUUUCCAAAGGAAAAAAGAAUAUUUAAGAAGUGUGAAUAUUAAUUUGGACGCAAUGGAAUGGAGAGAGAGAGGAGAGAGGAUUAAAGCUAAAGAAAAAGAAAACAUAAUUUGGGGGGGUCGAUGAAAACAGCUAGCGUGCAGUACUGGUCGAUUACCCAACUAACCUUCUUUCUCUUCCCCCGGACCCAACCGAACCCAAUCAAUCUCCCUUUUUUCUCUUUCUCUCUCUGGAUCUCUCUUUUUCUUUGGCAAAGAUUCAACCCUCUCCUCUCCUCUGGUUGUUUCAUUUCCUUCCUAUACCAACCAAAUAUCUCAGCAGCAGCUGGUUUUGCGGGGAAGGCAUAUAUAGGAGGCGGAAGAGCUUAAUUAAUUGUUUGCGCAAUCUAAUAAAGGCGACAUAUAUAUUACAUCGAUCUCUAUUAUCUAUGGGUAAAAUUAGCAGUGCAGCAGUGGAAGAGGAGGAGGAAGAAGAAUCGCCAUUAGUUACCAAUGAUGAUGAGCAUCAUCAAGCUAUCAUAUCCACUGCAAGUUUAUCUGCAGCUGUUUCAUCAUCAUCAUCAUCAGAAGAAGAAGAUCCAAUCUCCCAGCAGAAACAGCUGCAGCAGCAGCAAGGCGAUCUCGUUCACAGAACUGGAACGAGAUGGACGGCGGUGGCGCAUAUAAUAACGGCGGUGAUAGGGGCUGGAGUGCUGUCGCUGGCAUGGGCGGUGGCGCAGCUUGGUUGGAUCGCCGGACCAUUGUCGAUGAUGGCCUUCGCUGGAAUCACGUACGUCUCCGCCACCAUCCUGUGCGAUUGCUAUCGUUACCCUGACCCUGAGGUGGGCCCACGCCGCUUCCGCUCCUUCUUGGACGCCGUCCACCACUACCUCGGAGAAAGGAGCCAGAAAGCUGGUGGAGUACUUGUCCAGGCAAACCUCUUCGGCACUGCAAUUGCUUACACCAUCACCUCCGCCACCAGCAUCAGAGCCAUCCGGGAAUCCAACUGUUAUCACAAGGAAGGGCACCAAGCUCCUUGCAACAGCUACGGGGACGGGUAUAACAUGCUGGCGUUCGGGGUUGUCCAAGUAGUAAUGUCGCAGAUUCCGGAUUUCCAUAACAUGGAAUGGCUCUCCAUCCUCGCAGCCAUCAUGUCCUUUGCCUAUGCCGUCAUUGGAUUCGGCCUCGGCUUCGCCAAAGUCAUUGAGAAUGGAGAGAUUAAAGGGAGCAUGACCGGCGUGCCUGCUGCCAACACUGCCGACAAAAUAUGGCUAGCGUUUCAAGCCAUUGGGGACAUCGCAUUUGCGUAUCCUUACUCUCUUAUACUGCUCGAGAUACAGGACACUCUGAAGUCCCCGCCGGCCGAGAACAAAACGAUGAAGAAGGCGUCGGUGACGGCAAUAUUCAUCACCACCUUCUUCUACCUGGCGUGCGGGUGCUUUGGGUACGCUGCAUUUGGAGUGGCAACUCCCGGCAAUCUCCUCUCUGGGUUCGGAUUCUACGAGCCUUACUGGCUCAUCGACUUCGCUAACGCCUGCGUCCUUCUCCACUUGGUGGGUGCCUACCAGAUGUACGCCCAGCCGGUGUUCGCGUACGGCGAAGCAUGGUUCACCAGCAAGUUCCCUGACAGCAACUUGGUCAACAAGCACUACAACCUCAGUCUCCCCUCCUCCAAACACGUCACCCUCACUGCUUUAAGGUUGUGCUUCAGAACUGCAUAUGUGGCCGUGAGCACUGGCAUAGCCAUGUCCUUCCCUUACUUCAACCAGAUUCUAGGAGUGCUUGGAGGCCUCAAUUUCUGGCCAUUGUCCAUCUACUUCCCCGUCGAGAUGUACUUGGUCCAGAGGAGAAUUGGGGCUUGGACUAAGGAAUGGGUCCUUCUCAGAGCCUUUAGCUUGGGUUGCUUGAUUGUCUCCAUUUUGGCUCUCAUGGGUUCUAUCCAAGGACUUUUCAGUGCCAAGUUUGGAUGAACUAAUUAAUCAAUUAUCUAGUCUUGGAAACUAUUGUUGUUCUAUAAGCAAUGCAAUUGUGUGUCUCUCUCUGUUGAUAUAUAUAUGCUUCCUAUUUGUACUUAAAAACACACUUCAUAAGCCCCGUUUUCUCUACAGAAGGGACAAAAGUCGGUAAGAAAAGAAAGGGGGUUUUAUUUGGGCCUUCAGUUUGCACCAUGGAUGAGGGAGUGACUUUGGGUUCAUGGGCCUCCGUGUGGGCCUCCAGAUUUUAGAGCUAAUUUUCUUUUUCAGGGAAAGUUUAGAGUUAAUUUGACAUCAACUCCACUAAAGGUAACACAGCGGA
Molecule: messenger RNA, 3277 nt
Organism: Linum trigynum
Lineage: Eukaryota; Viridiplantae; Streptophyta; Magnoliopsida; Malpighiales; Linaceae
Source: the annotation of a GenBank genome assembly